AGCCGAGCCGUGCCGUGCCCAGAGCCGUUAUUCGUGCCCGGCAGCGGCCAUGGGGCUCCUGGCUGGGCUCCGUCCCAUCGCGGCCGCCGCGCUCCUCCUGGUGCUGCUGCGCUGUGGCUCCGCAGCUUCGCUGGCGCGGCGCGCCCUCCCGGCGGAGCGCAAUGACAGACCCAUCAUCGGGAUAUUGUCACAGGAAUGUCACUUUGAUGAGUACCAGAAAUUUGGAAGAUCUUAUAUUGCAGCUUCAUAUGUGAAGUUUGUGGAAUCUGCYGGUGCUCGAGCUGUGCCAAUAAGAUUAAAUCUUACAGAUGAAGAAUAUGAUAGAAUAUUCCACUCUAUUAAUGGGGUACUUUUUCCAGGAGGUGGUGUGGAUCUUCAGACUUCAGAGUAUUCGAGGGUUGCUAAGAUGUUUUACCACAAGGCCUUGGAGGCUAAUGAUAAAGGAGAUUAUUUCCCAAUAUGGGGAACAUGUCUUGGACACGAAGAGCUUACGUAUCUCACAAGUGGUGAAGUUUUACUUGUUAAUACCAAGACCAAUGGAUUUUCACUUCCUCUGAACUUUACCUCAGCUGCAAAAGACAGUAAAAUGUUCAGGAAUUUCCCUGAUGAUGUAUUACACGCACUUGCUACUGAGCCAUUGACAUCAAACUUUCAUGUAUGGAGCCUCUCCAUGCAGAAUUUCACAAAUAAUGAAAAACUUCGUCAUUUCUAUAAAGUUCUGACUACUAACACCAAUGAUGAAGUGGAGUUUAUUUCUACCAUGGAAGCAUACCAAUAUCCAAUUUAUGGCCUGCAAUGGCAUCCAGAGAAAAAUCCUUUUGAGUGGAAGGACUCUCCAGGCAUUCCACAUUCGCCAUCUGCUGUAAGAGCAGCAUACUAUAUGGCUGAAUUCUUCGUUAAUGAAGCCCGGAAGAGCCUGCACCAUUUCUCCAGUGAAGAUGAGGAAGCAAAAGAAUUGAUCUACAAUUAUAAUCCAGUUUAUACAGGAACAUUUUCUGCAUUUCAGCAAACCUAUUUUUUUGAUUGAGUGUCUUGUCAAAGGUGCAAAGUGUUGUUAUUUAUAAAUGAAAUUAUUUUCCAGCAUUGUGUAAUUAAGCUGAUACAAUGACAGAAAGGCAGAACAGUUUUCCUUUACAAUGAUUUAUUUUAUGUAUCUUCUGCACUAUUGAAACAUUUAUAUAUAAAUUUACGUUCAAUAACAUAAUAAUCAUCUUGGAUCACACUUUAAGGCAAGCUACAGAAAAAUGUAUUUUUCUUCCAGGAAGGAGGACUUGAUUAUGUUUAUAAACUUUGAAGUAAUCACCUUUGGUACAAGGAAAAGCUUUCAUAUAUUUUAAAAUAUGAGACCUACCUUUGUAAAAUGUURUGGACUAUGAUAGCACUAGACACUUAAAUACAUUGUAUAGUAAAAUCCUGUCCUUUUCAAAUGAUUUAGCAAAUGAGACUCUAGGGUUUGUCAUAAAUGUGUGUAUGCAACCAAGUUCUUGAUGGGACUCCUUUAUCAUUUCAAAAAUUGACCAAAAUAGUAAGGCAUCAUAGCAAAAAGACAUUUUUGCCUCAGAARCACAUUAUAUCCCAUUUUUUGAACUGUUUCUCUCAUACAUUUAGCAUUAUUUGGAGUCCUCAUACCUUGUGAGGCCUUCAUAAAUAUGAGGAUGAAGUGCGAAGUCAGCAUUGCAAAUAUCAGUUAAARUAAGUAAGUUUGGAGGGCAUAAUUCAAUGCUGAUUCCACUUCCUGUUCUUUUCAAAUCAGUUUUAUAUAUCCUCCAAGAAUUUGUCUGGGAGUAACUGUGUCAGCAGCCAGAUAUGAGAUGCAGACACUCAUUCCUUUGUA
Malurus melanocephalus (red-backed fairy wren) is the source of this 1834-nucleotide messenger RNA. It is a transcript of the gene GGH, whose product is annotated as gamma-glutamyl hydrolase. Lineage: Eukaryota; Metazoa; Chordata; Aves; Passeriformes; Maluridae. Bases 50 to 1027 code for a protein of 325 amino acids. The record is from RefSeq and is a predicted model, not a curated record. Gene Ontology annotation, molecular function: gamma-glutamyl-peptidase activity. Gene Ontology annotation, biological process: tetrahydrofolylpolyglutamate metabolic process. The transcript is spliced from 9 exons. Gene Ontology annotation, cellular component: vacuole.